GAGACAGAGCAAUGCAAUCGCAGGCUCAAGCGUAGCGACGUUUGACAUUAUCCCGUGUAUCUGACCUACUAUUCAGAUCAGCUACAUAUAAAAAUGGAGAAUUUUGCAAGAUACCCAGAUCUCCAGGGCAAGAUCGCUCUGGUCAUGGGAAUCGGUCAGACCAAAACAGUCAACAUCAACUCCUGGGGUAACGGAGCUGCAAUGGCACGACUUCUCUGCCUUAACGGCGUCAAGGUCUUCGGCUGCGAUAUCAACCUCACUGCCGCAGAGUAUACAGCAACUCGACUCCGCGACGAAGGAGGAAUCUGCGAUGUCAUGACCGCAGACGUCACCUCCUCCGCAGACAUCCAACGAGUCGUCAACGCAGUAUUAGCCAAAUACAACCGAAUCGACAUCCUCAUCAACAACGUCGGUCUAACGGCUCCAAGCGACCCUGGUACCAUGCCGGAAGACGCAUGGGAUCGACAAAUCGACGUGAACCUGAAAAGCACGUAUCUCAGCUGCCAUGUCGUUCUCCCCAUCAUGGAAAAGCAACGAUCCGGCUCCGUGAUCAACAACGCCUCGAUCGCUGGCCUACGAUACCUGGGAAAGCCCCAAGCAGCGUAUUCAGCAGCCAAAGCUGCCGUGAUCCAUUUCACCAAGGUGACGGCCGUGAUGUAUGCGCCCAAGGGGGUGCGAUUGAACUGCGUUGUGCCGGGGAUGAUAUUCACGCCGUUGGUGGAAGGGUUCGGAGCUAGCGAGAAGGAAGAGGACCGCGAGAUAUAUCGACGGAUCACGCAGCAUAAUGUGCCAAUGGGUCGGAUGGGAGAUGCGUUUGAUGUGGCGAAUGCAGCGCUGUUUUUGGCGGGUGAUGCGGCUAAGUAUAUUACGGGACAGGAAGUGGUGAUAGAUGGAGGGUUAACGAGUUCAGCGGGGACAUGAUGUAGAGUAUCAUUAAUCGUUAUUAUAUGGGCUGUAA
This is a messenger RNA of Aspergillus wentii DTO 134E9, 958 nucleotides long. Its product is annotated as SDR family NAD(P)-dependent oxidoreductase. The record is from RefSeq and is a predicted model, not a curated record. The coding region runs from base 94 to 921 and encodes 275 amino acids. Gene Ontology annotation, molecular function: oxidoreductase activity, acting on the CH-OH group of donors, NAD or NADP as acceptor. Lineage: Eukaryota; Fungi; Ascomycota; Eurotiomycetes; Eurotiales; Aspergillaceae. The transcript has a single exon.